Messenger RNA from Lycium ferocissimum, 847 nucleotides. RefSeq names its product ethylene-responsive transcription factor ERF106-like. The transcript is spliced from 2 exons. Gene Ontology annotation, biological process: regulation of DNA-templated transcription; ethylene-activated signaling pathway. The record is from RefSeq and is a predicted model, not a curated record. Gene Ontology annotation, molecular function: DNA binding; DNA-binding transcription factor activity. The coding region runs from base 133 to 708 and encodes 191 amino acids. Lineage: Eukaryota; Viridiplantae; Streptophyta; Magnoliopsida; Solanales; Solanaceae.
UAAACACAAAACACCUUCACUACACUUUUCAAACUUCAGCAAAAAAAAAAAAACAAACUUUCACAACAUUAACACAAACAACCUUCACUACAAAUUUUCAAACUUCACCAAAAAAACCAAACAAUACUGCAAAUGACAACAUCAGACGAAGGAUUAACAUUAGAACUCAUACGACAACAUCUCCUGGAAGAUUUCACAAGUACAGAAUCAUUCAUCAACAGUCUCAAUUCUUGUUUUUCCUAUCAUAUCUCAGUAAAAACAGAGCCUUCUACUUCAAAUUCACUCUCAGAUACUCCCAAUUCACCAAUUUCACUUUACUUCAAUGAUGAUUUCCCUGAAUUCAAAAUCGAUUCGGAUACUAUUCUCAGCCCAACAUCCGACAGCUCUGUAGGGUCCACGCCAAUUUCACCGACAAGAGUACUAAAGAAGAAUUACAGAGGAGUAAGGAGAAGGCCAUGGGGAAAAUUCGCAGCGGAGAUAAGAGAUCCAAGUAGAAAAGGGUCGAGAAUUUGGUUAGGUACUUUUGAUACCGAUAUGGAUGCUGCUAGAGCUUAUGAUUGUGCUGCGUUUAAGAUGAGAGGAAGAAAAGCUAUUCUGAAUUUCCCGUUGGAUGCUGGAAAAUUUGGUGCUCCAGCGAAUAUUGGCCGGAAAAGGAGAAGACAGAACAAAAUGGAGAUGGUGGAAAUGAUGAAUUUUGAACAAUGUUAAGGUUUUUUUUACUUAGGAGAAGAAAAUAUGUUAAUUACUCGGGGGUCAUAGGGGUCAUUUGGUAGCUGGUUAGAAGCUAAGUUGUAUAGCUAUUAAAUUUAACAUAAGUAAUAUCAUGUUUGGUAGCAUUUUCUUGUUA